Molecule: messenger RNA, 321 nt
Organism: Jatropha curcas
Lineage: Eukaryota; Viridiplantae; Streptophyta; Magnoliopsida; Malpighiales; Euphorbiaceae
Source: RefSeq, a predicted model, not a curated record
AUGGCCGAAGAAAGAACUUUAUGGGAUUUGAAUGUUCUGAAUCCCAGAGAUAUCCAAACUGCUGUAGUCAAACCACCUAUCACUGUAAACAACUUUGAGCUCAAACUAGUACUAAUCUCAAUGGUGCAACAAUCUCAAUUUGCUGGUUUGCCGAGCGAAGACCCGAAUGUUCAUCUAGCAACAUUCAUUGAGAUCAGCGACACUUUGAAGAUAAAUGGAGCAGUUGAUGAUGCCAUUCAAAUGAGAUUAUUUCCUUUCUCUUCGAGGGACAGAGCUAAGCUUUGGUUACACUUUAUGCCCCCUGGUUCAUUCACCACUUAG